Funneliformis geosporum is the source of this 1251-nucleotide messenger RNA. The record is from the annotation of a GenBank genome assembly. Lineage: Eukaryota; Fungi; Glomeromycota; Glomeromycetes; Glomerales; Glomeraceae.
AUGUCGUUAUUAAAAAAUUCAUUUUGCCGUUCACAACGGAAGAAUCAAAUUUUGACCCAUCAAGAACAACCACAUACAACCCAAGAAGCAAAAACUAAAAAAUCCUUUCAUAUUCCAUUCUUCAACAACACCUCAAAGACUGCUCCAGCAAAGGAUUCCACCCUUCAAGCUUCUUCACACAGGAAGAGCAGCGUUAACAUGCGACGACAAAAUAUAGUUCAUCGCACAGAUUGCCGACGAAAUACAAUUUGGUCAGACACAGUUGAAGGCGAACUUGUUGCCAACUUGUCACCAAGAGAAUUAAAUCGUCAGGAGGUACUUUUUGAAAUCAUUAAAACUGAAUCUGAAUAUGUUCGCGAUUUACGCUUGGUCGAAGAACUCUUUAUCAACCCCAUCAAGGAAGCCGAAAAGAAACAUCGCAAACAGAUAGUUCCAGAAAACUUAAAUAAAGUUUUCAAUUCCAUUUCAUACUUUUUAUUCAUUCAUGAAGUAAUCAACAGUUGUCUAAGCGAACGUCAAGAAUCUCAAUUCCCAUUGGUUCGAAGCAUAUCCGACAUCCUUUUGCCUUACGUGUGGGUGUUCCGUUCUUAUGCACCAUACCUCAUUCAUUACGAGGAUGCUUUAAGAGAACUCGAUGAAUGUAUUCGAAAGAAGGACAAAUUGGGCAAGCUCGUCAGGAAACAACAAAAACAAACCCAGUGCCGAAACAUGCCCUUGACCACAUACCUCCUCAAACCAUUCCAACGUCUUCUCAAAUACCCACUUCUUAUUACAAAUUUGCUCAAGUGCACAGAUAAGGAUAGUUUUGAUUUUAAUAAGACCGUCUCACUAAAGAGCAAGCUCGAUGAGGUACUCUCAAACGUCGAAGAGCAAAAGCGAUCUCAUGAUAACAUGGAACGCCUUCGAGAACUCGAAACAAGAAUUCAUGGGCUCGGUAGUUUCCGCUUGGCCAUUAAUAAUCGUCAACUUCUCCGAGAAGUUCCGGCAUGUCAAAAUUUAUCUGAGCUCAAGAAGCAGCCAUCCUUCCGAAAAUCACUGACAGUAACGUCAGCGCCCAUGUCAAGUUCAAAACGUCAUUCGGUACGAAAUCUUUACGCUCUCGAGUGUAAUGAUAUCGUUCUUUUGGCGGAAAGAACUGGCAUCACAAAGGAGGGUCAGCCCUUGUACAAGUUGGUCUCUCGUCCACCUGUCGUUGAUGACGAACCUGUCAUGGUUGAAAAACCAGAGGAUUCCGACAUUUAUUUUGAAUAA